Messenger RNA from Notodromas monacha, 225 nucleotides. NCBI's taxonomy places the organism in Eukaryota, Metazoa, Arthropoda, Ostracoda, Podocopida, Cyprididae. The record is from the annotation of a GenBank genome assembly.
AUGCAUGAAAUUGAGGACGAACUACCAGUGGGGCCCCGAGAUGCGGACGCCAUUGGUGCUUGGACUUUGUUUGUACAGUCAAACCCCGAUAAAGCGCCACCCUUGCCAACUGCCAACAUGUUGAAUGAAACAAAUCUCCUCUAUGUAUUCGUCGUGACUCCAGCCGUUGUGAUGGCCCGCACAACUGGGCCACCAGCAUCACCCUGGAACUCUCAAAUUCGUUAA